Triplophysa rosa is the source of this 2317-nucleotide messenger RNA. RefSeq names its product iroquois homeobox 4a (gene irx4a). The transcript has 5 exons. Gene Ontology annotation, cellular component: nucleus. Gene Ontology annotation, biological process: neuron differentiation; regulation of transcription by RNA polymerase II; cell development. The record is from RefSeq and is a predicted model, not a curated record. NCBI's taxonomy places the organism in Eukaryota, Metazoa, Chordata, Actinopteri, Cypriniformes, Nemacheilidae. The coding region runs from base 405 to 1796 and encodes 463 amino acids. Gene Ontology annotation, molecular function: DNA-binding transcription factor activity, RNA polymerase II-specific; RNA polymerase II cis-regulatory region sequence-specific DNA binding.
GGAUUUUUCUCCAGAGAAAUGCAUAUUAAAGUUAGAGUCUGGUCAUUUUGAGUGGGUUUCUUCUGACGUCAGAGCCACCGGCGUUUAAAACAACCCGCAUCUGGGCUGACGUGUAUAAUACUAGUUUUUAUAACGCAAAAUAUGUAUUUCUGACAUCAAAGGCGGCUAUUCGGAAAAUGUUUUACGAUGCGCUCGAUUGUGUUGUAGAAGUUUAAUAGACAGUAAAGAGAAAGCGGUUAAAGAAGAAAAUCCUCAGGAAGGCGUUUAAGCAAAUUAAACAUGGUAGUGUUGCGCUUCGCCCUAUAAGCGUCCGGCAGCUUUAUGCUUUACCAAUCAAUUGUUACAGUGAAACACAGUAGACCUGCAGUCUCGCCUGCUUUCUCGGAAACUGGGAUCACUCUACAAUGUCCUAUCCUCAGUUCGGAUAUCCUUACUCUUCAGCACCACAGUUCCUCAUGACCAACAACUCUUUGACAUCUUGCUGCGAGUCGAGCACCAGGUCCAUCUCGGAUUCCUCUGCGCAGACGCCCGUGUACUGUCCCGUGUAUGAAAGCAGACUGCUGGCCACUGCCAGACACGAGCUGAGCUCCGCCGCUGCCCUGGGAGUCUAUGGGAACCCCUACACAAGUAGUCAAGGCUAUGGGAAUUAUGUUACCUAUGGAGCAGACGCCUCUGCUUUCUACUCUUUGGGAACGUUUGAUGCCAAAGAUGGGAGUGCGUCUGCGCAUGCGGGUAUAACCCAGGCUGCAGCGUAUUACCCAUAUGAUCCCACCCUGGGACAGUACCAGUAUGACAGAUACGGAUCUAUGGAGGGAGGAACCAGAAGAAAAAACGCCACCCGUGAAACGACCAGCACGUUGAAAGCAUGGCUUCAGGAGCACAGGAAAAACCCUUAUCCUACCAAAGGCGAGAAGAUAAUGUUGGCCAUCAUUACCAAAAUGACCCUAACACAAGUGUCCACGUGGUUCGCCAAUGCUAGAAGGAGACUCAAGAAAGAGAACAAGAUGACAUGGCCACCGAGAAACAAGGGCUCAGAUGAUAAGAAAUACGAUGAUGAUGAGGAUGGGUCACAAGAAGAUCAAAUCAAAAGUGAAACCAAUGAUGACGAGGGCAAAACUCGAGAGGACAAGGAGCUUCAGUUAAGUGACUUGGAUGAUUUUGACACCAUCGAAUCGGAGAGCUCAGAGUGUGAACUUAAACAUCGCUUCCACAUGAACGCGCAUAUGGCGACCACCGAUGAUCGCAUCAAAGAAACCUCUCCAAAACUAUCCAUUCCGGGUCUGCUUGAAGCUGACCACGAUUUAACCAAAAGUUGCUUAAAAACGACGUCUGAAGACUGCGAACACGACAUCGGUGACCUUCGGCACACCAAAACGUGUUUCCAACAGCAAGGCCAUCCAUUACUGGACAGCAAACCGCGAAUCUGGUCCCUGGCCCAGACCGCGACCUCGUUGAACGCAACAGAAUACUCCUCAUGUAUGCAUAGAUGUCAACCAUCACCCUCUGCCUCCUCACCUGUUAACGUCCUGGAGAGACAGCAGGACUCACCGGUAACCACUCUCAGAAACUGGGUAGAUGGAGUUUUUCACGACCCCCUGUUUAGACACAGCUCCUUAAACCAAGCACAGACAAACACUUCAGUUUCUUGGACGACUACGACCAAAGGGUCUAUCUUAGAGACAGGGGCCAUUGAACGCUCCAUAGUAAACAACAACGUGAUAAAAACACAGCAGCAGGAGCCCAGUAAGGACAAUGUGACUUUUGCAAAGGGGGUGAAUAAAAUAUUCUGUUCCUAGCACACUCAUGCACUCUUUAAAACCCGAGGAGGACUGUUUGGAAUAGCUGCUUACAAUUUUUUAAUUUCACAGAAACAACAGAACAUGUCAGACUGUGAAUCAAUGGGCCCAAAAGACGUUAUACUUUUUGUUACUAAAAACAAUUGCGCUGUCAUGGGAAACUGUAUGUAUUUAUUGUUGUACUGACAUCUCACUGGUGAGGGUCCCCAAACGGGAUUGGUUUGUAUAUUUAUUGGUUCGGUUUAGUUUUGUAACGCACGUUAAACUUGUGUAAAUUAACAGCUAGACGUUUAUGUUCUGAAAGACUGAAAAAGUUUACAAUCCAAUUUUGUUUCGGAUUUGAAUGUUUAUUUGGCAUGCAUAUGUUGCUAGUUUUCAUUGGAUAUUGUUUUAGAUGAACUCGGACAUUGUUGCAAUGACUCACAAGUGUCACUGUUAAGAACGUAUCGCACAAAUGCAGAAAUCCCAUUAAAAUUUGGGAAUGUUCAGAUCUGCUCACUAUAAUAAACAGCUGAUUUUUC